AUGCAACCUUCUUUAUCCUUAUGCUCACCUCAAACCUUGUCGUCGUUGAAUUCCAUACUGGACAUCAACAACAAUAGUGAUAGCAGCAGCUCCACCAGCAACAUCUUCAACAGCAACACCACCACCAACAAGAAACUUAUGCGCAGAAACACCAUACAUUCUGAUAUGACCACACCCAUUGCUACACAACCCAUUCCCAAAAAAUCUCAACAAAUUAGAACCGAUAAACCACGACCACACAUGUGUAGUGUUUGCACUCGUGCUUUUGCGAGAUUGGAGCACUUGAAGCGCCACGAAAGGGCACACACCAAUGAAAAACCAUAUCAAUGCGCAGCUUGUGGUCGAUGCUUUGCUAGACGUGACUUGGUGUUGCGUCACCAACAGAAACUUCACACAAAUUUGCCAAUCUUGAUGCGCAAGGGGUCAUCUAAGGAUCAGGACAUCAAUGAACACAUAAACGUGUUGCAAAACAACACUGAUCCAAACGCUCCCUUACCAAAUGGUGCUACACCUUUACCAGAGGCUUUGACAGAUUCCGACGAAUCCAAGAGUAAUAGUAAACCUCAGUUUCGUACAGGAUUGUUUGGUAACGAUGGCCAAACUCAAACAAGUGCAAGCCUGCCUCAUCCACUGAUGGGAGCAUCACCAAUCACCUCGAAUAACUCACCUAGACCAAGUAUCACGCUACACAGCAGCAAUGGAAGAAAAGACAGCGUUUCUUUCAACCCUCACUUGAAAGCAACUCCAAUGUCACGCCAAAACUCAACUGCAAGUAGAAGGAAAUCAAGCCAAGUCAAUCAAGAACCAUCUCCAGAAUCAGACACCCCAAAAAGACAAAAGUUAUCCCCGUUGAAACAAUCCACUACCGAGUCUAAACAAAAAUCGUCUCAUUUCAUGCACAAUUAUAGACACGCUUCAUAUUCAGCAGCAUCGGGGACAUCCUAUGCCAAUGUCAGGGACGCAUUGAAAAUUCAAGAACAAAAUGCUCGUGAGUUUGGAGAUGCCGUGCCGAGUCAAGUCGAAUUUGGUACACCACCACUUGGACCUCAUAGUGAAGAGUAUCAUAAGAUUUUGGAAAUGGGUGAUUUGUUGGAUUGGGGUAAUAUAGACCAUUUGGAUCUAAGCGAUGACAAAUUUUCAUUACGUCAAAAGUCGCUUAAAAAUUUGCAAGAAUUUUUUACUCUUGGUUCCAAAAAUGGCAAUGCUAAAGCAGUGCCUAUGCAACAUACGCAAAGUCAACCACAGAGGAAAUCGAUUUUUGCAAUUGAUGAUGAGCCUAUGGACCCAGCUGCGGGAUUUCCCAUGCAACAACCACCGAUUGUGGAGAAUGAACCUACACAGGAACCAUUGCAACACCUACAACACCAGCAGCAGCAGCAGCAACAACAACAGCAACAACAACAGCAACAACAACAGCAACAACAACAGCAACAACAACAACAGGUACACCAAUUACAUCAGUCUCUGCCACUAUCACAACAAGGGUCAGUUUCCUCUACCGGUAGUAUAAAUCCACUGCAAUUGAGUAACAAAAAUGGUUCUGCACCACCACCACCACCAAGUGCAGGCAUGGGAUCUAGAACCUCAAUUGAAGCUUCAAUAACACCACAAGCUAGCUUAUUUGGAAACGGCACGACUCUGGCAGCUCCGGUUCCAGCAGCAGCAGCAGCAACAGCAACAGCAACAGCACCAGUUUUCUCCCACGAAGCUACCACUGACUGGGUCAAGGAUUUGGUUAAUCCAGCUUUUGAUAUGAAUAUGAACUUUAGUGCGAAUACCAGCUUUGAAGAUUUGAAGGGUUAUUUCAACAAUCAAAAUGUGGAUGAAAAUACAAUCAACCUUCCCAAGAAACAGGCGCAGGAUUUCAUGCAACAAUUGCUAAGCGCCAAUGGCCAUGAGGAGUCACAGUUUAUUGAUUACUCAAUUGAAUUUCCACCCAACUUUUUCAACUCAGAUUCGAGUUUGAUUUCGGCCGAGAUCAGAGACAAAAUGAUUGAGUUGAGCCAGAUUGAUGGUAAAAGUUUCCCCUCUUUGGAGAGCUUGAAAUACUACGCUCAAAUGUUUGAGCAUGGCUACAAUCGGUAUUGCUCAUUUAUUCAUUUGCCGUCGUUGAAGAAUGCACGCGGGCAAAAUUUUGAAACUAUACCACUUUUGUUGGCCAUUACUGCUAUUGGGUCCUUGUAUGCGUACAAUAAUCACGAUUCGUUGCUCUUAUUCAACAUGUCCAAGUAUCAUAUUCAAAGUUUUUUCGAAAGGGAGUUGACUGCUGAUAACAUCCAGUUCAAAAAGAUUCCUUUGAUGGCUCACCAAUGCCUUGUAUUGCAUAUUAUGUUGUCGUUGUUUUUCAAUGAGCCAAAUGUUAUUGAUAUCACCGCACGACAAAUCAAGUCAAUGGUGGGUUUGAUCAAGUCAACCAACUUUAAUGAGCCAUUGGAGCAAUCGAUUAUCCCACCUCAACCAGCACCCCAUGGGUUAAUGAUUACCGAAGAAACCAAACCAAUUAUUCAAAACAAUUACGACUACUUCAUCUUGGCGCAAUCGAGAAUUAGAACCUUGCACACUUUUUACAUCUUGCAAGUAUUUAGAUCUAGCAUCACUGGAGAACCCGUCAUGUUUCCAUCAACAAUGAUGCGGAGUGGAUCGUAUUGCACUAAUCGUGAACUUUGGUGGAGUUCAAAUGCAACUAGUUGGUACAAUACAGUAUGCAAAACUGUACCACCAAACUGGUCUAUUGUUGACUUGAGCAAUGGAACUUCAGUUCAUCAACUUGUUGGUUAUUUACAGGAUCCAAACCCCCUUACCAGCAUCACCAACCCCGAUCUCCUUACCAUCCUAUUCAAUAUUCAUGAACAAGUUGGUGCUGAUUUACGAGCAAGUGAUUUCAGUUAUGUCAACUGGAACAUUGAGAAAAGACCAAAGUAUCAACAUUUAAUGAAUAAUUGGCAAAUCAUAUUUUACAAAAAUAAUGGGAACUUGGACACGUCGUCAACUAAUAGUAAUCAAUUUGCCCACUCGCCUGACUUGAAACAAGUUAUUCCACUUUGGUAUAUGUUGAAGAUGAAGAUGGAUAUCAAUCUUGAUGCGACUUUUACCCACAUUUUCAAAAAGGAUUACGUUGCAAUGAAUAAGGAGUUGGACUUGAUGGAUUACCGUGAGUCGAAUUACAAUGCCUUGAGUAAAUCUUUGGCGUCAGCAUACAGUAUUUUGGAUCUUUGGAUACAAACCACCGAAACCAAUAGUCUCGAUGUGCGUGAAACCACUGUUCGUACACCGGUGUUUUUAUACUGCGGAUUAUUAGCCAGUUCUUUGGUUGUUGCUACAUAUCUUGAUUUCUUGGAGCAACAGUGCAAGAGACGCGAUAUUUCGAAUCAAGAAUUGAUGGACUGGCUCAGAUGUCAAGAGACGUUUACCAAGAUGGAGAAAGUGUUGACGCCAAGUGUCAAAUCUGUGUAUUCGGACGUUUUGACUAAAGAUAUGCAGAAUUUGAGUCUUGUUACCGAUUCAGUUCGGAUAAAGAUUAUCAAUUUGAGUGAACAAAGAUCGAAAUAUGAUGAUAACUUGUCGCGAGGAGUUGAUGUGGACUUGAAUCGGGAUUGCGUUAUGAAGUUGAAUCAAGAGAUUAGGGAUUGUGUGAUUGAGAAUAAUUUGUCAAGAAAGGCAUUUUAUUUGGGUAUUAGAUUAUUUGCUGAUGCACCAGUUUGGCCUGCUGCCAUGGGCUUUGCUGAGGCGUUGCAAUCAAGAGCGACAUAUUUGGUUCAACAACAACGAGCCAUGUUUUGA
Messenger RNA from Lodderomyces theae, 3780 nucleotides. RefSeq lists its product as uncharacterized. Lineage: Eukaryota; Fungi; Ascomycota; Pichiomycetes; Serinales; Debaryomycetaceae. The transcript has a single exon. Gene Ontology annotation, molecular function: RNA polymerase II cis-regulatory region sequence-specific DNA binding; DNA-binding transcription factor activity, RNA polymerase II-specific. Gene Ontology annotation, biological process: regulation of transcription by RNA polymerase II. The record is from RefSeq and is a predicted model, not a curated record. Bases 1 to 3780 code for a protein of 1259 amino acids. Gene Ontology annotation, cellular component: chromatin.